Caenorhabditis auriculariae is the source of this 7060-nucleotide messenger RNA. Lineage: Eukaryota; Metazoa; Nematoda; Chromadorea; Rhabditida; Rhabditidae. The record is from the annotation of a GenBank genome assembly.
AUGUUUCGGCAUUUGACCACAUUAUUAAUAGCGACAGCCGUCUUUUUGGCUGGUCCGAUUGAAGCUCGUCGAGCCUCGGGCGGUGGCGGUUUCAACCGUGGCGGAAGCGCUUCACGGGGGUCUUUGGGGGGAAAUCCUGGAGGUUUGUUUUAUUUUCUAGGUGAAAUGAUGUAUUGAAAAUCGUUUCCAAGUAUAUUCAGUUGCACGGCGUUCCCAAACGGGGUGCGGAGAAGUUUGGCGCGAAAAUUGAAAUCUCAAGUACGCCACCAAAAGCGAUUGAACAAAAAAGUUAUUAACGUUGAAUGCUCAUGUAAUUUGUGACGAAGAAUGAUGUCAUUUUAUCCGGAGCGCGCACUUACUUUUUUUUGUAAAAUGGCCGUCCCAAGUAUUGACUUUUUUUAAGUACUGCUUUUCAAUUGUAGAUCUAAGAAAAAAAAAUGGCAGUCCUAGUUUUGCAUCUUUGAAGUGGUAGCUCUGAACUUUUAUCGCUUUUUUUGAUCAUUAGAAAAAGCUGUCUUGUUUUAAAAGAUUCUUCCAAGAUCAUCCGGCCUUGAGUCAGGCAGCUCUAUUUCCAAUUCCUUGUCAAAAGAGAUGCUUUUUAUGGAAAGUAUCCGACUUCAGGUCCACCAGCAGGCGGUGGUGGUUUCCACCCGAGCGGAGGCGGCGGUUUCCAUCCAAACCAAGGUGGCGGCGGCUUCCAUCCCAACCCUGGGGCCGGAGGAUUCCAUCCGAAUCAAGGAGGCGGCUUCAGACCUGGCACCAACGUUAACCAGGGCUUCCAUCCUAAUGUCAAUCCUGGGUUAGCUCAAAACUUGUAUAAUGAUCUGUUGAAGGGGGAAAUUUGAAAAUGGUCUCUUUAAUAAUUAGACGAGCAGUGACGUCUAUUUUUCAGUCGAAAAAAAAGCAAGGGGAAAAAAUAUAUUCACCAAAAGUCUAAAACCGAGUUUAUUGUGUAGCUUCAACUGUAUAUGGUUCUUCAACUUCCAGACUUUAUAAUGAUUUUAUUUUGAGGCCUAUUUUUCACUAUGUUGCAUCAUUUUUUUUUUUUGAAUAUUCAAACUUUAUGGUCACAUGCAUUGAUUUUCCAACGCGCAAAGUCGAUUAUCGUCGUAAAAUCUAAAAAAAACCGCAUUUCGCAAUGUUUUGAUGUUGCUUUGUGAAUUGAAUUCUUUUUUGCGCUUUUAAAAACAACUUUGGAAUCGGUCAAUCAGAGGAAGUGAAAUUCAGUAAUUUGACCUUGAAGGAUUGCUGUGGAAGUUGAAAGUGUCUUCAUCUAUUCGAGAGAGUUUUUAUUGCUACUGCAAGGAAUUAGAAUGAACAGGUUUAUAGUUUCAAGAAAAAUUUCUGAAAUUAGGGACCGGGGUAUGCGAAUUUUAUUAGAAGAAAUCGAAAAAGAACAUUUUCAAGAUUCCGACCCGGAUCUGGUCCAGGCUCGUUUUCUAGUGGUAGCACGUUCAAACAUGCGCUUAUCGGCGGAGCUCUCGGAGCAGCAGGAGGUUUGAUUUAAGAAAGAAAAAAAAAUUAGAAUCGAAGUUUAUUCAAGGAAUCAUCGCUUACGAAGCCGGAAAAGCGAUCAUCAACUCGGCGACGACGCCAUUCCAUCAAGGCGGACGCGACUAUUACUGGGACAACCAUUAUCAACAACGCAAUGGCCAAUUCCAAUGCUCCAUGCCGCUCAGCCAGUUGACUCAGGUAUGGGAUCAGUAAAAACAUGAGAAUGAUAUAUGAGAGAGUGUUAAAGGUUCAUUUUGAAAAGUGUAUAUUAAUUUAUGUAAGAUGAAAUAAUUUACCAUGGAGUUUUUGUGCAUCAUGAAUCAGCUUUUCAUGUCAACCGGAAUUUUUUCCAAUUCAAAAAACUUUGCAGCUCUCAAAAAGAGUGACAAGUUUGUCGGGGCAUUUCUAAUAGCCACUUCAGUAGCUUUAAAACUCUUAAGUGACCCCUAGAACUGCCCAGAAUCGUCCGGUUUGUGUUACAGAGGUCCAAGUUUGGAGCUCUCGAUUGGAAGUCCUAAGUUGGGCUGUCAAUAAUAAGUUCUGUCCCCAAAACUUGCAGCUCUCAAAUUUAAGCUCCCAUGAAAAAAACUGAGAUAUGAGCUUCCAACUGGCGAUUCUAAAUAGGGCUGUAGAUAAUUUAUGAAGUGGCUGUACCAAAUUUUCAAGCUUUCAAGAAGUUUUACACAAAUUGAGCUCUCUACUGGCAGCCCCAAAACUUGCAGCUCUCAAAUUUAAGCUCCCUUGAAAAAAACUGAGAUUUUAGCUUCCAACGGACAGUCCUAAUUAGGGCUGCUUUCAAGAAGUUUUAAAUCUAUUGAGCUCUCUACGGGCAGCCCCAAAACUUGCAGCUCUCAAAUUUCAGCUCCCAUGAAAAAUAAUUGAGAUAUGAGCUUCCAACUGGCAGUCCUAAACUUUCAGCUCUUAUGAAAUUGCAGCCCCCAACCAACUCAGCUUCACAGAUCUUUUUAAAUUAAAUUAUUCUUUUGUGAACUUUUUUUCAAAAAAAUGUUGAUUCGGUCCUGCAGACUGCCUCGACGACGACUUCAACGACGACAACGACGUCGACAGGCGCUCCUGAUGCCAGCACGACGCCGUCGACUGUUCCAUCGACGACCCCCACUCCGGAAGCUGUCUUGAACAAUGUCAGACUUCAAUUUGUUUUUUUUUAUACAAUCGGUGGUAUAAAACUCGUUGUUUUUUGUAGUUUUGCAGCUCGCAGAAUUGUUAGGAUAUCGGUCCAAAGUAUAAUUUUUUUCGGUUCAAAAUACAAUUCUCGUGUGCUGUUGGAAACUACAAAGUCGAAAAUUUCGGGCGAGAACAGUUUCGAAAGAAGAAGAUCGAUUUACUCGAAAAAACUUAUUAAUUUUUCAGCUUCAAUUCGCUGAUGGUACACGGCCGAAGCAGAUCGUCUGGGGAUGCAAAGUGAGUUUUAAAGCAAGAUAAUUUGAGGAUAACGGUAAAAGUUUUCCUUUGAAAUGAAAAGUUAGCGAUGUCCGAUUUUCAUACGUGUUAAGGAAUGGACUGAGUUUGAUUGUCUAAAAAGUCGUUUUCGAAUUGGUUUUUAUUCAAAAAUCAGGCUCAAUUAGCUCAAUAGAUAGAGUAUUUCAUUGUCGUUUUGAUAAAGACAAGAGAAAACGCCGGUUCGCAACUUCAUAUACUGGUUUUGAUUUUUUGUGAAAAGUUCUCCAAUAUGAGCAAUAAUGAGGAAACAUGGGAUAAAAAAAAUUAUUUUGCAAGUUUGGUUGAGUUUGGUUGAUUUUUUGUCGAGAUGUAGAUUUUCGAAAGGUUCUACUGUAUUCCUUUGAGCUACCGUAUCUCUAAAACGGCUUGGGUGAUGAUAUUUCGUUCUGUUUUCAAGAAAUCCUAAAAAUCGUGUUCUACAUCAUGUUUGAUUUAAAGAAAAUUUCACCCUAACGCUCAUUUUUUUUUCUAACUCAGCCUAAACCCAAAUGGCGCAGAACAAGUAUGCGCCUAAUGAAAUGACACUAAGUAUUGAUCUUCAACUAGUAUCUUGGAUGCUGAUGUAGUUUUCACUUAUUCAUCAUCUUUAGGUUGGCCAAGAAGUUUGCUGCGGAACUGACUGCUGUCCGGCGCCGGUUCAGGCCAAUAAGCCUGGAAGUGCCGGUUCCUCUAUGGGCGGUGCCGCUACCACCUUCUUGAUGUGAGAUUUACCGUGAUUGUCAUAUCAAAGACGAUUAAUCAAGAGAUUUCAAAAGAAAGUAGGAAGAUCAGCUCGAAAAAAUUGAUCAGACUAUACACAUCUCAAAAAGUUGGAAAAGGAGAUGUUUCGAAACUUUUCUAGCCUCUAGCUACUCGCGGAAGCUCAAAAGAAAACAGUUUUCGAAAUUUUCACGGAUCGUCAAUUGUAUUUAUGUGUAGAACGUCUGGAUACGAAGAACUGCACAAAAAAUUUUUUCCCGGGUUGAUGUAAUCGUGAAGUUUUUUUUAUAGAAACGACUACAACUAAAUAUAGUCCUCGGGACGUCAUUCAAGAAUUGUUUUACGUCGGUUAUGUUUAAAAAUGUCCACGUCCUUGCGUGUCUUUGUGUGCUCUCUAACAUGUCAUCCGUACACGAUUUUUGUUAAACAUUUUUAAAUUAUAGAAAUAAAAAGAAUGAAAUAAAGGUGGAUCAAUAUUUUUGAUUGGGAAAAAAUUUAUACGGCAAGAUCAUUUAGACAGUUUCUUGCAAUUAGAUGCUUCUACGAGAACAAGAAGCUCAAUACAUGUUAAUAUGAAUUAUUUUUGGAAAUUUGGUUCAGUGUAAAAAAUGAAAAUCUCGAACUUUGAAUUCUCCCUUGGUUUUGAGUUCGAAUUUGAUAUUUUUAUUAAACAAGAGGUUUUUUUUUCUGAUUUUUCAAGACAUCGAAAGGUUGGUUAAGUCUUCCACUUAACAGAAAAAGUCAGUAAAAUUUUACAUUUUAUCGAUUUUCCUGCUAUAUCAGAGCUCAAUUUGAUUUCGUUGUAAUUUUUACUAGGUUAAUCCGAAAAAAAUAGUUUUUUUUUGAGAGUUGUUUUUCACUUUAAAGGAAAUCAAAAUCUUGUGCUCGAGUUUUCGCACGAUGUUAGGAUCAAAGGCAUCUUAAAAUUGGUUUUUGACUAGCUUGGAAGAUUUUUCGGGAUUAAACCAACUCUGGGUCAUCAGAAAUCUCAGAAUCAUCUUCAAAUCAAAAAUAACCCCAACCACGUCUCUUGGAUAAACUUGAGCGCCUUUUUUAAGCCAUGUUAGGAUUACAUUCCACUUUAAAAUGAUUUGUGAGAUUCUUUAUUUUGAUCUCCGUUGGCAAUCUGAAAAAAAAAAGCACCAACCACAUCUUCCAGUAGAUUUAUCUUAUCCGAAACAUAAACUGAAGGAUUAUCGUGUUGUGAACGAGUAAUAUCAAUAACAAGUCUAUUUUGAGGCUAAUUGCGCUUCCGGUGAUGAUGAUGAGGAUGGUUUAACCCACACACUUGGCUGACGUCCGCAUUCUGAUACUUAUCGGCCUCCCCUUCCUCAAAUUCCUUGCCUAAUCGCUUUGACUCAACGAAUUGUACUUUGUACAAGAACAUCGACCAAUCGCUUUUCAAAGUCUUCACUUCGAAAUUUUUUAAUGUUUGGUAAGAGAUUAGAAGGAUAUGAAUUUAUUGGUGGUUUUUCAACUCGGAAUGAAUUCAAGAAUUUCACAUUUUGGUCAUGCUGAGCCUCAAGGGAAUAAAUGGCUGUAUACAUUUUCUAAACUUUUGAAAUGAAUUAGCCUUAAACUUUCAGUCCCAAAAAUUAGCCGCUUUCAUCCAAAUAAUUUUUACAUUUAUAGGUUUCUGUGAUCUUUUUAACUACAAGUUAUGCAUAUAGCAGGAAAAUUUUCAACAUUUUCGAAGAGUUUUUUGCUUUUUUUUUUCCUGAUUUUUUGAAAAUAUUCUAACACUGUCAGAGCCAGCUUGAAAAACUGCAAAAAACCCAUUUUCUUUUCACAAAUGUUGAAAACCCACUGGUGCUUGCAUAUUUUUGACUAGAUGAACGUGCUUAGUUGUGUCGGUGUGUGCUUCUGUUAGAACAAAAAAAUGAGUGAAGUUCAAACAACAUCGUCUAUUUUUAAUAUUUAUUUCAGCUAGUUUUUCGUUGAAAAGAAGGUCCUGAUUUUUUUUUCCAUAUAAUGAUGAUUUGAAUUAAGUCGAAAUAUGAUUGUUGUGCUGUGUGUGUUGCUUUGGGAUUUACCAGAGUAGUUCUGCAAAAAUCGGAGUUUUGAGAGAUUUUCUUAUAGCUUUAUUAGAAAUUUAAACUUGAAAAAAGGAGGUUUUUCUUAAAAUUAUCCUUUUUCUACAACUUUGUGACAAGCUAGCACUGAAAUAAGUUGGCUCAAAUGCUAGUUAAAAAACUCGACUUUUUGAGCUUUUUGAAUUGCUUCACCACUUAAAAAAUGAUUUGUUGUGUGUUGUCCUUGUGUUUGUUUGAAAACUUUCCUUUAUUUUCGGAGAUAUGCGACAUGUUUCUCGAAAGGAAGUACAUGAAACAUAUCUCCAUCAUUUCCCUGAUUUUGGUUUUUUUUUUGUUUUGCAAAACUGAAUUUCGGUCAUUUUCAGCAUUCUGUUGGUUUUGCUGUUGUUGUGCUGCGGUUGCUGCAUUGGAGCCUAUUUCUGCUGCAGAUCUGCUUUUGAUAGCUGUUUCUCAUCGAAUAAUCAGCCCAAGUACGACGAUGGCUAUGAUGGUAAGAUUUAUUAUUUAUUUUCAAACUUUUAGGAGAGAAAACUCAAGUAAAGUAUCAAAAAAGAGGACCCGAUUGAGUACGAAGGUUGUUAAAAGAUUGGAAAGCUUUGAUCAUAGUUAUUUAGUUUUUUUCAGCCCCUCAGUAAUAUAUAAUUUUGGAAGCUUUCCCUUCGUCACAAUUGUACCAUUGGAGGUUCCAUUUUAGACCGACUACGUAAAUCUCGUCUCUUGACACAUGACUUGAGUACGAAUAUCCCUACCAAGAAUGAAUCUUUGAUGUUUGGUAGUUUGGAGUCGAAAAUGUACUUUGAAGCGCCAAAAUAUGAUAAAUCUCUUGAGAAGUGAAGAUUUGGAAGUUGAAUUUUUUUUCUUCGAAUUUAUUUAUAUAGUCUGUGUGCCACGACUUGAAAUUUCACGGAACGACAUUCCGCUGUUCCGCUGCGUGCGUUCGCGAAGCGUUUUUGAUUUUUAUUGCUGUGGGAGUACAUGAAAGUAGAGUACCUUAAUAAAAGAAAAAAAUUAAUUAAAAGCGCGACCAAGGUUCGCAAAGGCGCGCAGCGGCACAGCGGAAUGUCGUUCUGUGAAAUUCCGAGUCGUGGUACACAGGCUAUAAUUGAGAAGCUGAAAUUGUGGUUUUUCCAGUUUUUUUUAAAAUUAAGUGAAGAAUAAAAGGCAAUAAAUGAAAACUAAAAACGACUUUUUCAGGAAGUUAUCAAGACCAGCAGCAGUACCAGAUGCAGAACUACCCGCAGCAGCAGCAACAGUACCCUCACCAAGUACAGUACAACCAGCAACAGUACUCUCAACAGCAUCCUCAAAGCGGAUACCCCGCCUCUGGCAAUUAUUACCCGCCAAACCAAUAUCCUCCUCAGCCAAACUAUUAG